Molecule: messenger RNA, 2081 nt
Organism: Leptopilina heterotoma
Lineage: Eukaryota; Metazoa; Arthropoda; Insecta; Hymenoptera; Figitidae
Gene: Nprl3
Product: GATOR complex protein NPRL3
Exons: 7
Coding region: 244-1902 (552 amino acids)
Biological process (GO): TORC1 signaling; positive regulation of autophagy; negative regulation of TORC1 signaling
Cellular component (GO): GATOR1 complex
Source: RefSeq, a predicted model, not a curated record
CGCAUGUGUGAGAAUGGAUGUAAAUAGUUUGACAGAUUUGACAGUUGAAUAUUACACUUUUUUAUUGCAACGAUAAAUUAAUAUAAAAAAGAAUUCAAUUUCUCUAUAAGCAAAAUCUCGUUAAUAAUUAAUAAUUAAGGAGAAAACGGAGAAAAUAAAAAAAGUAUAAUACAUUGAAAAACUAAGUUGUUUACUGUUCAUAACCUCACUUUUAAAUUGUUUGUGUUUGUUUCGUUUUAAGUCAUGGAAAUAAAUCCACUGAGUAUUAUUCUUGUUAAAAGUGACAGUAAAGGUGACAGGAUGCUUUUUCGUUAUCCACAUACAACUAAUCAUGAAAGAGAUUCAAAUCAAUGUACAAAACGAAAGAAUCCUUAUUCGUUAAUUAUAAAUGAAGAUCUACUACAGUCGUUGCCAUUUCCUACGUCGAAUAUAACGAAUGGGAAUCUUACGGGAUUAUCAGAUGAAGUUCUAUCGACGUUAUUUGCAGUGAAACCUGAAUUAUGUGAAUUGAAAUUUGAAUUAAAAGUAAAUAAUGUACGUUUUGUUGGACAUCCAACGCUUCUUUCAUCGCGAGGAACAAAAGAAACAAAUUCGUCAAUGUUGGUCAAUGUUGUUUUCGCUCUUCAAGCACAAGCCACUCAUUCGGUUGUGAAAUGUUAUUACGAUCUUAGCAGAAGACUUGGGAUCGCAUUAAGGCACGAGGAGAAGCGAUGCGGAUAUCUUAGUGAAGAAAUUAAAAUGAUGGUAUCCACACACGAUGAAGCAGCUGCUCGUUCAGAAGAGGAGAGCGACGGGGACGAAUCGCCAUACGAAGUGAUACUGCAAAAAAGUUCUCUCGCUCGCGAUUUGAAAUCAGUUUUCAACAGUCUGAGUACAACCGGAGUAAUUAAUAUUAUGAUCAAUAAAUGGAUUCAAGUCAGUUUUUGCCUGCCGCAAAAAGUUCAUCAGUCCCACAAAAAAGGCUUUAUCAUGAAUCCAGAAAUGAUUGACAGAUGCUUGAAAAGUUUGAGGCCCUAUCAUGGUUUGCUAUUGUUGAUCGAGCCUCUGGAAUUAUUGGAAUCUCUUCCUUCGGAUUCAUCGCCAGCGCUGAGGCGAAUGAUUCAAAUGUAUAAUCCUCUAAAGAGUCUGCAAACUUUAGCUGCUGAUUCGGAUCUCACGUUAUCUCAAGUUUUUCAAUUAACUGGACAUUUAGUUUAUUGGGCGAAGGCAACUAUUAUUUAUCCACUUUGCGAAAGUAAUGUUUACGUUGUCUCACCGGAUGCAAUUAUAACGAAUCAAUUAUUGGAAAUGUUUUCCGAACAAUUUCCAGGAUUGUGUCUCUUACAAGUUCUGAGUGAUUUUUCUCUUCCAACGUCGAUUAGUCAAAAACUAAAUCCUCUGAAUCAACCACAACAACAGACGCAAUUGGUGAAAAUUAUUAUUUGGAUGCUAAAAUAUCAUCUUUUGCUGCAGUUACACACUUACGUGCAAUAUAUGCCGACGGCUCAUGGUCGAAUAAUUAAGGAUGCGAAGUCUUCGGACACGUCGAGUCCAACAGGAACGGUAGAAAAUGAAAAUGGACAUCAACAGGAAGACAGCAGUUGGAGUCUGAGCGAUACACCAAAAGGAACGCCGAGCGAUUCAAAAACAGACAUGUCCCUCUCAAUUCACAAGGAGGAUGGAAUUUAUGAUUUUCAACCGGAAAGUUAUUCAAUUCCAUCGGACGAUAUUAUUUUACUCGAUAAACUCUGUCGACACGGUUAUUUUCGUGGUGGACAUCAUUUAGAAGAAAUUAUGUACUUGGAAAAUAUUCGUCGUUCACAAUUAUUACAAAUUCUCGAUAAAUUUCGUGAUAUUUUAAUUACAUGCGAGAGUGAAGAUCCAGCGAUUGCACUUUUUUACUCGCAAUUAAGUUCACAGUGAUAAUUAAAAAAAUAUAUUAUUUUUUUUAUAAAAAGGUAAAAAAAAUAUUAUUUUUGUAUAUAUUGUAAAGAAUAUAUUUAACGUUGGAAAUUUUUUAUACUUGUUAAAUUGUUUUAAAUAUUAUUGAUGAGGUAAAUAUAAUCUAUUAUUGGAGGUAAAUGUAAUUUUCUUUUAAUUUA